Messenger RNA from Tilletiaria anomala UBC 951, 633 nucleotides. Its product is annotated as SGS-domain-containing protein. NCBI's taxonomy places the organism in Eukaryota, Fungi, Basidiomycota, Exobasidiomycetes, Georgefischeriales, Tilletiariaceae. The annotation marks the transcript as partial. Gene Ontology annotation, molecular function: protein-folding chaperone binding. The record is from RefSeq and is a predicted model, not a curated record. The transcript has 3 exons. Gene Ontology annotation, biological process: protein stabilization.
AGAUUUGACUACUAUCAGACAGACACAUCCGUGACUGUCACGGUCUUUGUCAAAGGCGUGACAGAGGACCGCCUCGAUGUCCAGUUUGGCGAACAUAGCCUCCAUGUUGCGAUCAAAGGCGCCGAUGGAUCAGAAACAGCGCUCAAGAUCGAUCCGCUUUUCGCUUCCGUGAAUGCUCAAGCAUCUGCAUACAAGAUCCUGAGCACAAAAGUCGAAGUAUCUUUGGUGAAAGCCGCACCCGGGGUCCGGUGGGCAGGAUUGCAAGGUGACACUGGGGGGAUUAUCGCUGGAAGCAGUAACUCGUCGACAAUACCAAUGAGCGUACCCACUGAUCCUGCCGCAGAGUCAAGCAGCGGCCCAUCCGCAUCUGCACCCGGCAAGCGGCCUUCCAACAAGUGGGACGCACUCGAUUACGACACAUUGGCAGAAAGCAAGCAAGAGGAGGACUCGGACAUCAACAAAUUUUUCCAAAAGAUUUACGCAAAUGCCAACGAGGACACAAGGCGGGCGAUGAUGAAGAGCUUCCAGGAGAGUAAUGGGACAGCACUCUCGACCAAUUGGGAAGAGGUGGGUAAGGGCAGGGUCGAAACUCAGCCGCCGGAUGGCAUGGUGCCGAGAAAGUAUGGUGCUUAG